AUAGAGGGAACACUGGACAAGUCUCUAAAUCAUGGUAUUCUGCCUGUAAGAUCUAUAGGUAUUUCUUAACAAUGGUAUCUCACAAAAGAUACAAGUUAUGCUUUAGUCUUUCCUUAUGCCAGAAGAGUGCAUUGUUGGCAGUGGUUAGAGUGCUGGACUAGGACCGGGGAGACCCGAGUUCAAAUCCCCAUUCAGCCAUGAAACCAGCUGGGUGACUCUGGGCCAGUCACUUCUCUCUCAGCCUAACCUACUUCACAGGGUUAUUGUGAAAGAGAAACUCAAGUAUGUAGUACACUGCUCUGGGCUCCUUGGAGGAAGAGCGGGAUAUAAAUGCAAAAUAAUAAUAAAAUAAUAAUAAAUUGAACCCAGGCUGUGUAUUUAGUGUAAGGAUUUCAAUACAAAAAUAGAGAGGCAAACAAGUACUUCCAUCAAAGAGUCUCCACUGAACAUAAUGUAAAAUUUGAUGGAGGUGGUGUGCUAUUUUGCUGUGGUUACCAAUAGCACGAAAGUGAAUUAAUUUUAGAAACAGCAGCCAGUUUAAGUGUUAUAUGCAUUAAUAGUUAAUAUUGAUCUUCUUUCUUUAUCUUCAUGUAAUUAAUGGAUGUAACAGACUCGAAAGUUCACAUACUUCAACAAGAAGGUUUCAAAGGGAGGCUCUAUCAUGAAACUACUGAGUUGGAAUUCAUAUGCUGAUUUGACACUAUCAGACUUUGGCUCAGAAGGGACUGGGAGUGGCUAGCUCACUUGCUGAAGCUAAGCAGGUCUUGGUGUGGUCAGUGUUUGGAUGGAAGACCCAUGUAUGUCACCUUUGGAGAUGAGGCUGUUGCUCCAUGGGAAUGCAGAUGUUUUGCAAGCAAGAGGUCCCAGGUUCAAUCCCUGGCAUAUCCCGGCAGAGCUGGGGAAAACUCCUGCCUGAAACCUUGAAGAAGCUACUGCCAGUGUAGACAAUACUGAGCUAGAUGGACCAAUGGUCUGACUCGGUAUAAGGUAGCUUCCUAUGUUCCUAAUGUUUAUAAUAUUUCCAUAAUAUCACAGAGUCAGGGUAUACAAGUGUGUUUGUGGGACAGACAUGUCAAAAGCAACAGCCUAUUAUAUGAUAAUAAAAAUGGUAGUCUAAAGAAUUUGUUGAACUUUCAAAGAUGUGGAUGAUUUUCACCCUUCUUUCUACAUUCCCCUUUUUGUUAUAUGUUCGUUGUUUCAAAAACCCUGUCUGAGAAUUGGGCUGGCUAUGGUAAUCUUCUAAUCUUGCCAAAAGAUCCAGAUAAUUUUCCUUGUGGUGCUGAAGAUAGAAAUAGCUGCACUACAGGACAAAUAGGAGAGAAUUUGAUUGUUCCUGGUGGUGUGAAGACUAUUGAGGCAAAUGGGCGAAUGGUUAUUCCUGGUGGUAUUGAUGUCAAUACUUAUCUCCAGAAGCCUUAUCAAGGCAUGACGGCUAUUGAUGACUUCUAUCAAGGCACAAAGGCAGCUUUAGCAGGAGGCACAACCAUGAUCAUUGACCAUGUCCUUCCUGAGCCUGGCUCCAGCUUAUUAACCUCAUUUGAAAAGUGGCAUGAAGCAGCGGACACCAAAUCCUGUUGUGAUUACUCCCUCCAUGUGGAUAUCACCAGCUGGUAUGAUGGGAUCCGGGAAGAGCUGGAUAUACUGGUGCAAGAUAAAGGUGUUAAUUCUUUCCAAGUUUACAUGGCCUACAAAGAUCUCUACCAAAUGACUGAUAGCCAGCUCUAUGAAGCCUUCACAUUUUUGAAAAGUCUUGGAGCUGUAAUCAUGGUACAUGCUGAAAAUGGAGAUUUGAUAGAUCAGGAACAAAAACGUAUGCUUGAGAUGGGAAUAACUGGACCUGAGGGGCAUGCUUUGAGCAGACCAGAGGAGCUUGAAGCAGAAGCUGUUUUCCGGGCCAUCACCAUAGCUAGUCGGAUCAACUGUCCAGUGUAUAUCACCAAGGUCAUGAGUAGGAGUGCAGCUGAUAUCAUUUCACUGGCUAGAAAGAAAGGUGCUCUUGUUUUUGGGGAGCCAAUCACUGCCAGCUUGGGGACAGAUGGGACACAUUACUGGAGCAAAAACUGGGCCAAGGCUGCGGCAUUUGUGACCUCGCCACCUCUGAGUCUGGAUCCUACAACCCCGGAUCAUUUGACUUCACUUUUAGCAUGUGGUGACCUGCAGGUGACUGGAAGCGGCCACUGUACUUACAGCACAGCUCAGAAGGCUGUCGGGAAAGACAACUUUACUCUGAUUCCUGAAGGAGUUAAUGGAAUUGAAGAGAGGAUGACAGUUGUCUGGUAUAAAUGUGUAUCUACAGGUAAAAUGGAUGAAAACCAGUUUGUUGCAGUUACCAGUACCAAUGCGGCCAAAGUCUUUAAUUUGUAUCCACGGAAGGGCAGGAUUGCUGUGGGCUCUGAUGCUGACAUUGUGAUCUGGGAUCCAGAGAAGGGGAAGACAAUCACAGCCAAAAGCCAUAAAUCGGCUGUGGAAUAUAAUAUCUUUGAAGGCAUGGAAUGCCACGGCGCUCCCCUCGUAGUCAUUAGCCAAGGGAAGAUUGUGUUUGAGGAUGGGAAUCUCCAUGUAAGUAAAGGAAUGGGUCGCUUCAUUCCCCGGAAGCCUUUCCCUGAAUACCUUUAUCAGCGCAUCAGAAUUAGGAAUAAGGUAACAGAAUUACAAGGAGUAUCCAGAGGAAUGUAUGAUGGGCCAGUCUAUGAAGUCCCAGUGACACCAAAAUAUGCAACUCCUGCACCUUCCACUAAAUCAUCUCCUGCCAAAAACCAGCCUCCUCCAAUCAGGAACCUCCACCAGUCUAAUUUUAGCUUAUCAGGUGCUCAAAUAGAUGAUAACAACCCACGCCGUACUGGACAUCGCAUUGUUGCGCCCCCUGGUGGCCGCUCCAAUAUUACUAGUCUUGGGUGAGCGUGGAUGGAAACCAGGAAACCAAGAAUGAAGGCUCAUGGGAAUAAUCUUAUUUCCCUUCUGUGUCUGUGUUGUUGAACCCACAAUUUUAUUCGGUACUAAUGAGGGGGGGAAAUGAAUGGUCUUUAAAAAAAAAAGGUUUUGCAUAGAAAGAGGUCAUCAUAGUGUGGUGUGUUUGCUUGGAACUAAUUGCUUCACAAUUGUGCUUUCAUACCUUUGUCACCUUAAAGCAUGGUGCUUCCAUUGCCCCGUUAGUGACUCUUCUGCUUUUAGCUUUGUCUUGUAACUCUCUGAUGGUUCCUUUGCACCCCCCACCCCCCACUAGCUGUGCUAGAGUAGUUGAUGCAUGUUACUAAGUUAUUGAUGCAAGUUGCAGUUUGUGAGUGAGUCCAUUUUAGAACACGUUGCCAACAAUUAACUAGACACGAUGCCAAGAUAAGAGAUUCCACUAAAGAAGGAAGAUGAUGGACAUUUUAAGAGUAUGCAGUAGACUAGGACAAGCGGCUUUCUGUUGAUGUAUUUCGUUUUAUUCUAGAUCCAACUAGGAGGCAUUGCCAACUAAAAGCUUCACUAGAGGAGAGCCCAGGAGCUCUGAUCCACUUAGUACAUUCCAGGUCUGUAUCACUGUUUGUUUGUUUUUAGGAAGAGCCAUAACUUCCACCCAGCGACGCUGUUGCCAUCUUGUUCAGGGGAUUUCCACAACUGGGCAGUAGUGCUCGCCUUUUGCAUGCAAUUUUUUUGGUACUUGCAAACAAUUCAAAUUGCUGUUGGGUUUUUAAAGUUUUUGUACAAAGUUUUUUCUCCUUUUUAAUCACGUUCAUUUUUACUUACAACAGUGUAUCAGAUCGACUAGUUGUGGUUCAUUUUCUGAAUUUGAAGGCUUGUGAAAUAAAAAGAGAAGGAAAAGAAAAGAAAAGAAAUGAAA
This is a messenger RNA of Hemicordylus capensis (graceful crag lizard), 3823 nucleotides long. RefSeq names its product collapsin response mediator protein 1 (gene CRMP1). Lineage: Eukaryota; Metazoa; Chordata; Lepidosauria; Squamata; Cordylidae. Gene Ontology annotation, molecular function: hydrolase activity, acting on carbon-nitrogen (but not peptide) bonds, in cyclic amides. The coding region runs from base 1186 to 2898 and encodes 570 amino acids. The transcript has 13 exons. Gene Ontology annotation, cellular component: cytoplasm; cytosol. The record is from RefSeq and is a predicted model, not a curated record.